This is a messenger RNA of Pieris napi, 647 nucleotides long. RefSeq names its product zinc finger protein 706-like. The record is from RefSeq and is a predicted model, not a curated record. The transcript is spliced from 3 exons. Lineage: Eukaryota; Metazoa; Arthropoda; Insecta; Lepidoptera; Pieridae. The coding region runs from base 228 to 566 and encodes 112 amino acids.
UAGUAAUAGUCUAUAACUCUAUAUUUGUGGUCACUAGCAAGUAGCAAUUUUACCUUUACUAAAUCUGUGCUAUCAAAACUGAAAACACACUUUGCCGCAUAUCAAUAAAUUAAUUUCAGUAAAGCUAGAUUUUUUAAGUUCUAACAAAAUAAUUGAGUUACUUAUUGUUUUUUUAAUCUGACAGCAUAAUUAGUUGUUACCAACAAUAUAUUUUAAACUACUCGCGUAUGGGAUUGGCAGCACUCAUUGUCAGUUUUUAUAUUAUCUUAGUAGCAAUAUUGGGAAUUUAUAUUUUUGAAAAUAAAUCCAAAAAAGAUCAAUAUCUUUUUAGGAUGGCUCGAGGACAUCAGAAAAUUCAAUCUCAAGCAAAAGCAGCAGAGAAGUUGUCAAAAUUGAAAAAACAACAAGGUCACAGUGCCACUGAUCAAAAGAAAGCAGCCCAGAAAGCUUUAGUUCAUGUGUGUGUUGUAUGCAAGGCUCAAAUGCCGGAUCCGAAGACUUAUAAGCAGCACUUUGAAAACAAGCAUCCCAAAAAUGAUUUACCAGAAGAUUUAAAGGCAAUUUGAAAGUAGAUUACCAUCUGCUUUCUUUUUGUUUUUGCAUUUAAAUGUGAACGGAAUAAACAGAGGUUUUUUACAAUAAUAAAA